AAUAAAAGCUCAAAAGUUUCUAGUGGCCUAUGCAGAAGUGAAUGACGUUUCUAUUUCUCUUUUUACAUUAAAGUCAUAUUUUUGGAAUGUUCAUUAAAACUAUUUUAUUUAUUGUGGCAUAUUUAACAUUCACGAAUGUAGUAACGUUUGAUCCCAGAAAAAAAAAUUAUUGUAACAUCUUUUGUAAGACUAAAAAACACACGGGUUGUGAUUGUGCACGAAGAGGAGGACGUACGGAAGUCGAAUUGGACAAAAUAUUUAAAUUUCGUAAAGUUGUCUUAGAUGAACACAACAAAUUAAGAAAUGGCAUUGCUUCUGGAAAUGAUUCUCGUACUCCUUCUAAGGCAUCCGACAUGAUGGCUAUUAGUUACGAUUUAGAAAUGGAGUACAUGUGUCGAUGUUAUUUGAGGAGCAGAUUUAACGGGUAUCAUGACGAGUGCAGAAUAACGUCUAAUGGCCGACAAGCUGGACAAAAUCUUGCUGGUAGAAAAGAAAAAGAUUACUCUUUUGACGUGGUAAGAGAUUCUAUCAAUGAAUGGUUCGAUGAAAUCUCAUAUAUGGAGUACGAAUGGUUCAACAAGUCACAUUUUCCGGACGAAGUGCACGUUUCAUACUUUACAGCAAUGGCUUGGUCGCAAGUUAAUAUACUGGGCUGUGCUCGAGUAUAUACACCAGAUCCAAAAAAAGAAGGCUUUAUAAACCCGGACUUUGUGCAAACUCUACUCUGCAAUUAUGGCAUUACAAUUCUGAAUGAAAAAUUUGCAGAAAUUAAUCUGCCUGGACAGCCUGUAUUUAAGGCAGGUAUACCUUGUACUGAAUGUCCAUACAACCUUAAAUGUAAUUCAAAAUACACCGCUUUGUGCGGGGAAAUUAAACCUAUUCCAACAGAUCCUGCGUAUGAAUUUAGUAACUCACCAACAAAAACAUUCGGAAAAAGAACCAUUUUUGUUGUGACAUUUGCUAUUUUGCGUCUAUUUUAAUAACAAUUUAUUUAACGAUUGCAUAACAUUUUUUUACAAAAUCAAUAAAUUGGCACUACCCA
Tribolium madens (black flour beetle) is the source of this 1042-nucleotide messenger RNA. Its product is annotated as venom allergen 5-like. The transcript has 2 exons. Bases 87 to 980 code for a protein of 297 amino acids. The record is from RefSeq and is a predicted model, not a curated record. NCBI's taxonomy places the organism in Eukaryota, Metazoa, Arthropoda, Insecta, Coleoptera, Tenebrionidae.